Molecule: messenger RNA, 3316 nt
Organism: Puccinia graminis f. sp. tritici CRL 75-36-700-3
Lineage: Eukaryota; Fungi; Basidiomycota; Pucciniomycetes; Pucciniales; Pucciniaceae
Exons: 4
Coding region: 668-2431 (587 amino acids)
Source: RefSeq, a predicted model, not a curated record
GGACGGAGGAGCCGACGGUUUCUGUCCUCGAAGUUCGAAACGAGCCCCAAUUAUUCCCUUCUCUUUCUCAAAAGUUUGUUUCAAUUUAAGCGAAUACCAUUAUUGUCUCAUCGACGCCAGCAAUCAGACACAUCUUGAUCUUGAGCCUCGGAGAUAUUUUUUCUUUCUUAACUUGACGGCUUCGUUCCUUCGACAACUGUGCUUGUUAGUCUUAACCGGCUCGUAACGGCGACUAUCAACGAUCGCAUCGACUCCGAUUGUUAUCUUCAAGAACCGUAUUAUUCGCUUUUCAUUCAAUCUACUUGUUGUCCGGGAAGACAUCCUUCAGCAGUCGAUUUCCGUACCAAGACACUCUGGUUGUCAGAUAUCCUUACAUAUUUUCGCCAUCACAGCGCCCCGUCUUUGAUCAAAGCCACUUCAGUUGAAGACUUGAAGACCCCAAGCAAAACACACCUUUUAAUUAUCAAGCACUCGGUUUGCUCGCAUCUUACCAAUACCAGACCAGCUGGCCGACUGGCUCUACCCUAUUGUUCUGUUUGCCGCACUUGGCACACCAGCCUGCGCUGGAUUCCAGUCUCCAUAUUCAAUUUCCAUAGCCGUCAUCAGCGUGUAGCACUAGCAGCCCUCGGCCAUCCCCUUCAACCAACCCAGGAAUUCUUCUCCCCCGAUGGCACUCGCCUUUUUCAGCGCACCAGCCCUGCCAGGACUCUGGGGCUUCGGCAAGGCCGCCGAGGCCUCGGAUGACUCCAAGCCCCGGCCGGAAUCGAUGAGUGCUGAGGCAGUUAUUAAAUGCAGUGAUUGCGGGGGUGAUGUCGUUCUGGCUCAGUUGGGCGAACACAUCUGUACUCCGUCAGACGGCCAGUUGGCAACAAUUCCUGAAGACGAACAAGCCGAACCCGACAGCGAGAACAUCCUUGCUAAACCUCCAGAGCUCGACAAAACUUCCAAACCCGACCUCACCGAAAAACCAUCCAAAGAAGCCCCCGUCACUCCCGCUCCACACACCAGAAAUUCCACCGCUUCAAUCGGCAAGGCUACCUCAUCCAGCGGCCUGUCUACUACCUCAUCCAGCAGUCUAUCGACUACUUCAUCCAGUAGCCUGUCGACUGAUUCAACCAGCAAGUCUACGGCGCAAACCAGUAGCCAGUCUUCUACCAGCACCUCCUCACUCGAUUCAUUGAAAGAGAAACUUUUGAAUUCUAUGCGACCGGACUUGAAAUCCGACCAGAGCUCAUCAACCUCACCCUCCAAGAUAAACAUGAGUUCUCAGAAAUUUAAAGCGACUGCUUCCUCUGAAGAUUCAUUCUCCAACUCCGAGACUUCAUCAUCGAGCAAUUCCUCGUCUGGAAGGAUGCCUUUCUUCGAAAGAUAUGCUCAACUGAUGCCCAAAACGACGAACAACCCGAGCAGCAAAGCCACUUCGCGUGACGCUGAACGGGAGAAGGAUGAUGUGAGGUUUCCCGCGAAGAAGCCACUGAGUCCCAUCACCUCGCCCGAGUCUUCGCCGUCUCCGUUCCAAACAAGUUACCAGUCUUCCCAGCUCCCCCAGCCGAAACUGCCCACGUCCAAGUCGAUGCCGUUCUCGAACCUGACAGCACUUGGUGCAGCCAGUCAACGGCGAGAAGCGCUGACACGAAAUACGACGAAGGAGGAGAGGAAGAUGCCGAAUUCGAGCUCUGCGGCCAGUGGACUGGAUAGACUGAUAGCCAGGGAACACGAGGAGCUCUCACGGACUGUCCAACACACUCGAAACCCAAGACCGCUCAAGGACACUGAUCAUCAUCCCCGCGCACAAGUCCCAACAACAACAAGCAGCAAGUCGAGAACGCGCACCAAUGACCCCUCGGUGACCGGCUUGGAAGACCUCAUGGGCGACCUGAUGGCCGAGAUGGAGAAAAAGGCCGAGCUCAGUAGCGAGGAAUAUCAGAAAAGAAACCGCCAACCGGUAGUCAAGAAAAUUCUUGUCCCCGAAACUACUACCCCUAAAAGCUCUAGCCCCGGAAGAUUCAAGCAUCGUGAUUAUGAGACCGAUACUCCACGGAAAUAUCCUUCGGCAUAUCCAGAUGACACACCCAGGAUCCAUGGGAGACAACCAUCAGAUCCAUCCAGUGAAUCGUCUCCGAGUUCACCUGGAAUCCGGCCGUCGGACUCUAUUUCGCAGCUAGGAUAUACGCGCUCGCCGUCGCCCCGUCUGGCGAAGCCACUGGCGGUGCUGACGGGAGAUGGGGGGUAUAGCGGUGUGCGAACGAUGCAUGGAGAUGCCGAUCCGACACGUCAAGAACCCUCGGACGGACGAGGCCCGGUUCUGCGCGGCAUGCUACGCCGAUCGGUACCUGUCCAAGUGCAGGAAAUGCGCGAAGCCGAUCGAGCGGGGCGCAGUGACCGAUCGGGUCGGGAAGGUCUUGGGCAAGUAUCAUGCGGCUUGCUUUAACUGCUUCCAAUGUAAUGCGCCCUUCCCGAACGGCGAGUUUUAUGUUAUAGAACGAAGGCCAGUUUGUUCGAAACAUUACCAUCGGUUAGCCGGGACGACGUGUUGCAACCAGUCAUGUGGCCGCGGGAUCGAAGGGCCGUGUGUGUCGCUGUUUCUGGAUGGCUCGCAGACGGGCUCGGUGGUCUCGGACGACUCUUCGGGCUCGAAUCCGACGAUCAGCAACAGCGGCCGACGGAAGCUGUACCACCCCGAGCACUUCAGCUGCUCCCGACGGGGCUGUGCGACCAGUCUGCACGAGUUCCACUUCGUCGUCAACAAGAUGCCCUGGUGCGAGCGACACGCGCUUCAGGAGGAGGACAACAACCUCCCUCACCCUGGCUUGCCCCUCCUCCAUCAUCAGCCUCCGCUUCCUCCUCCUCACCACCAUCCACCUUCCUCCUCUCGGGACCCAAGAACUCCGCUCGACCAUCACAGACUCCAUCACCAUCAUCCUUCUUCCUCCCGACUGCCUUCGGACCCUCGUGCGCCCCUAGCUCAGUCCCCUCCUCCUAGACGAAUGGAACGCAGACGCACAAUCAUCCAGAACGUCCGCAACCGUUGAGAUCUUCUUCUCCCACUGUUUCUCUUUUUGGACACUUCAAUCUGUCUUGAUAAGCAUUCGAUUUCUUGUAUUUGACUUGCUCAUUCCAAUUUAAAUAUUUGUCGAUCGAUUGUUUAGACUUAUCAUCCACACCAUUUGUAAAAAAAAACAUCAAAUGUGUUUCAAGUCGUCGUUAUUUUCUCUUCUUCUUUGUUUUUGCUUGCUGUGUGAUCAGAUCUUACCAAUCGAAUCUGUUUUCAUUAUUUUUAUUUUGUUUUCACUCCAAUGAAUCGUUUUUACCUGGA